ACAGAAGCGGCGCGUACGCACGCCUCCACUAUGAUCUCGAUCGGAGCGCUACUUACGAUCGCGUGCGCGGUAUCCGCCGUUGAACAUAACAUUAUUAACAAUACAAACAUUGACCAACAAGUUUUAAAAAGACUAAGUACUUUUUUAAAUGCGAGUGGUACUUUAGAUCCCCGAGAUAUUGCUCGACUUAACAGGACUGCUCAGAACUUACGUCUAGAUAAGGAUUUGAUUGCUAAACUAUCUGAAACAAUAAAAAAUGAUAUGCGCAAUGUUAAAAAAACUGAAGAUUUAGGGUAUAAUGUAUAUGACGACGGUGCUGAGGGUGGGAGAAGGGAGCAGCCAAAGUUAAAUGCAGUGGACGAGUCCCCAGAUUAUGCCUCUUCUGUGGUGCUUGCCAGUGAUUUAUUAUCACUUACAAGUGCUGUGGCGAAUGUAAAGGAGAAAGUCUGCAGGGAACAGGGAUACAGAUUUUUGGAUGGGCUAAUCUUGAACAAGAGAUGGGCUUUGAGAAUGUUUGAUGCAUCAGCAAAGUCACCCCAAGGACUGCUUUUCGGCUCUUCGUAUCACCUUGGUAACUUUGAUGAGUGCGUUGGCAUUGAGGAACCAGGUGCUGGUGUGACUGUUGAAGGUCAGUACUGCUUGGCGACAAUAAAGUGGCGACAGCGGGAAGAAUCUAAAAAGAUAAGAACUGGUCGAGGUGAAACUCUACGAUGGGCCGUUUGUGUUCCAAGUGGGUGUGACGCGAACGCCGUCGCGGGCUUCGUUAGUGAUGUUCUCUCUCACACUGUGGGUAACUCGACAGGCGUUGAAGUCAAUGAGAAGGAUUGUUACACUCGAAAGCCUAUGAUUGUUAGCAAACUAGAUAUAGCGUUCUUAGGAAUAAUGUUAUUUUUUGGAGUGAUCCUCUUAUUCACAACCGCCUUCGAAAUGUACUCAAUACGUUAUAUGAAAAGGAAGACUAGCCCAAUGUAUGAUCUCAUAAUUUCGUUUUCAUUGAUAAACAAUACAAAGAAGAUUCUAUCAACAAAACAGAAUAACAGUCUCGGAUUAGAAUGCAUCAAUGGGAUUAAAGCCUUGGCCAUGAUAUUUAUUAUUGCGGGCCACGCCUGCCUUUUCAUCGGAAGUGGGCCUGUUAUGGAUGCUGAAGCUUGGGAUCGACUCAUUCGGGAUCCAGCUAAUGCCUUCAUGUUGAACAACACAUUGCUUGUGGAUACUUUCCUUUUCCUGAGUGCAUUUCUCUUCAGCCGGCUUUUGCUUAUUGAACUGGACAAACGAAGAGGGCGUUUGAACGUUUUGCCAAUACUAGUUUUCCGGUAUAUCAGGGUUACACCAGCGUACAUGAUUGUCAUACUGUUCUACAUGACGUGGUUGCCAAAGAUCGGGGAAGGACCUCUGUGGGAAGGCAGAUUACGUUUAGAGCAAGAGAGAUGUAUGGACAGUUGGUGGGCCAACAUCCUUUAUGUUAACAACUACAUCAAAACCGAAAGAAUGUGUAUGUUCCAAUCGUGGUAUUUGGCCGUGGACACGCAGCUAUUUUUCGUGGCCCCGAUCUUUAUCUGUAGUCUGUGGCAUUGGAGACGGUUCGGUUCUAUAUUUACUGCGGUGGCCACUUUCGUUUCCCUCGUCAUCCCAACUGUCAUCACGUAUAAAGAACGCCUGGAUCCGACGUUGCUGUUUUAUGCUAAAGAGUUCACAGACUUCGCCACGAAUUUUUACUUCGUCGAAGCCUAUAUACGGACUCAUAUGAAAAUGACUCCAUAUUUUAUGGGCAUACUUACAGGGUAUAUAUUACAUAGGAUUCAAUUAGAAAAUUAUGAAUUUUCAAAUCUUCUCAAGACCUUCGGAUGGCUGACUAGCAUCGUUCUAGGCACGGUGACAACUUUCUCAGUCAGUUUAUUCUACCAGGAUUGGUAUGAAUACAGUACAAUUGAAGCCGCCGCUUACAUAUCACUCCACAAAUUCGCAUGGAGUAUUGCCAAUGGAUGGCUGAUUGUGGCCUGUGCUACUGGCAAUGGAGGUAUUCUCGGAAAACUUCUGACGUGGAAAUUCCUCGUGCCGAUUGCGAGACUUACGUUCUGUGCAUAUCUGGUUAAUGGAAUUAUAGAAUUAUAUUACGUGGGCCAAUUGAGACACCCUCUCCAUAUAACAUUCUUUACAGUUGCGGCAAAUGCAAUCUCCCAUAUCGUCCUAACUUUCUUCCUUGCACUUAUACUGUGUAUAAUAUUCGAGUCUCCUCUGCACGGCAUAGAGAAGAUUUUGCUAAGAAUGUUUGCUCGACCAGUAUUAAGUGAUAAUGCGAAACAAGACGUCUCAUGCGAAACAUCGAGAAAUACUAGUCAAAGUAAACUUGAUAUGUAGUUUUAUUAUUAUUAUUAGAUAAUCCCUUUUAAUAUAUCACACUCGCUUUAAGAUUGUAAAUAUAUUUGUUGAGUGUUGAUAUAUUUUGAAUAUUGUAAAAAGUUUUUAUGUUAAGUCCAAUUCUUGUACAUACAUGAGUUAGAAUUUUUAAAUUCUAAGUUCGAUUCCUGAUUAGAGAAAUAUAACGAAUAGUGUUCGUUAUAUGAAUAUUGGUUUUGGUUAAGGUGUGGUUAACUGUAAGCACAUCCAGUUGGUGGGAACUUCCAUCUUUUAAAUAUAAUUGGUAAUUUAAGGUAGAAAAAUAAUUGUAUUUUGUAUGCAACAGCAGUUUAUGAUGAAGGAUUUUAUCGAAGCUUUUAUAUAAAACCUGUGUGCUCUGAUAAAGGUUUUAAAGGAGUGUAUCAUACUAAAUAUAUCACAAUUUUUUAUAUAUCUCUUUUGUAUUUAGUUACUUAGAGACUCUCAAUGCUCAAUGUACUGUAACGUUUCUGUAACCUUAUUAAGAUUUAUAUAUAUGUAUAAAUAGUGUAUUUGUUGUGAUGCUAUGAAUUUUAUUAUAAGGGUAUUUGAAUGUAUAAAUAUUUUUUUAAAGUAUAGUUAGGGAUGUAUUAUCAAUCAAUAUAAUAUAUCGUUAGAGUGUUACCAUAUUACAAGCAAUGUAAAUAAAAAUGCUUAUAUGUAAAAUAAAAAAAAAAGGGGCUUACGUCCUGCCCGUGUACGUAUAUCAAAUGUCGUAGCGGUUAAACGGUUGAGAAAUUUAUAUGCUUCAGCGCUUUCAAGCAGUGAUUUCCAAAAAUGUGGACAGUAUAAAAAACUUCUAUAUGAAAAAAAUACAUUUAAGUGACAAUUUUCAGUUUUAAAGGGUAUCGAUGUCCACCCUGCUAGAAUACGCGGCUGAUAUCAAUAUCAGUGUACAAAAAAUUGUUGACAUUUCAAUGUAUUGAACCUCUGAAACAGCGCAUCACGUACUUUAAAAUAUUUUAUUAUCUUUUACCAAUAUAUACCUAAUAGUUAAUUUUUAAACCUUAUAAAAUGUGCCGCAUAACAUUAUAGUUUAUAAUUAAUUACAGUGAGA
Molecule: messenger RNA, 3433 nt
Organism: Vanessa atalanta (red admiral)
Lineage: Eukaryota; Metazoa; Arthropoda; Insecta; Lepidoptera; Nymphalidae
Product: nose resistant to fluoxetine protein 6-like
Exons: 12
Coding region: 31-2358 (775 amino acids)
Molecular function (GO): acyltransferase activity, transferring groups other than amino-acyl groups
Source: RefSeq, a predicted model, not a curated record